UUAUCGAUAACGCACCCUAUAACCGAGGCAGCGAGGCUGCACCCACCUCCACAGCUAACUGCGCCUGCAUAUCCAAUAAACCGCAACAAAACUCUAUUCGCUCAGUCUCUCCCCCCGGAAAGCUGCCAAGAGCGAGCGCAUCAUGAUAGAAGUCGUAUACGUGAUACGGCACGCGUUCCGCGCCAACUGGGUCGUUAAUCCUCAGACGGGCGAAUACUCGGCGUCGAUGGUGAGGACGCCAACUGGGAUUCCGACUGACCCGCCGCUGGCGGCCAAGGGAGUGGAGCAGUCGAAAGAGCUGGCAGAGUACCUUUGCAGUCUGGAACCGCCAAUCGAUCGGAUCUAUUCGAGCCCCUUUUAUCGCUGUUUGCAGACGCUAAAACCCACUGCCGAGAGGCUGUUCAAGGAGGGGAAGGCUGGGGGGAAAAUCAGGAUAGAUCGCGGAAUUGGAGAGUUCUUCGGCCGCGCCGACUUCGACCAUCCUACACCACCAGACGUCAAAAUCCUAAACCCGCACUUCGAGGACUUGGACCAAAACUACGAAUCCAUCCACAUCCCGCACUCAAAGGGCGAAUUUAUUGUCGAGCUGCACCAGCGUGUUCGAAAUGCGCUGAACCACAUUAUCACCGCGCUCGACAAUGACCCCGAGCAGCCAAGAGCAGUCCUACUCUGCACGCACGCCGCCACCAUGAUCGCGGCAGGCCGCGUACUAACGGGCCAGAUGCCGGAGGAUCCCGACGAAGACGACUUCCAGUGCUACACGGCGUCGCUAUCGAAGUUUGUGAGACGGAGUACUGAUCCGGGGAAGAGUCCGAUAGGGAACUGGGACUGCGUGGUGAACUCAGAGACGGGGUUCUUGUCUGGUGGCGCGGAGAGAGGCUGGAAGUUCAACGGCGAGGAAAGCUUCAUAGCGUUUCCUGAGGACCCUCUCGACGGGACGAAUUCACCCAAACUGUGAGCGCCAUUGGCUCUUGAGCAUAGAGACCCUGAUUUGCAUUUUUAACUCGCUCGCUGUGGGCGCGAUAGAAUCUGAUAGAUUAUGGUGCGCACCAAGGGCGCGGCGUAUAAGCUGUUCUAAGGGCUGAGCUAUUGUCGCACGGUAC
Molecule: messenger RNA, 1103 nt
Organism: Trematosphaeria pertusa
Lineage: Eukaryota; Fungi; Ascomycota; Dothideomycetes; Pleosporales; Trematosphaeriaceae
Product: phosphoglycerate mutase family protein
Exons: 4
Coding region: 143-958 (271 amino acids)
Source: RefSeq, a predicted model, not a curated record